This is a messenger RNA of Pipistrellus nathusii (Nathusius's pipistrelle), 1122 nucleotides long. The record is from the annotation of a GenBank genome assembly. Lineage: Eukaryota; Metazoa; Chordata; Mammalia; Chiroptera; Vespertilionidae.
AUGAGCGAGGCGGGCGAGGCCACCACCACCACCACCGCCGCCACCACCGCCCUCCCGCAGGCUCCGGCGGAGGCGGCCGCCGCGGUCCCCCAAGACCCCGCGCCCAAGAGCCCGGGCGGCGGCGGCGGCGCGCCCCAGGCCGCGGCCACGGCGCCCGCGGUGCUCGCCGCGGGGAACCCGGGCGGGGACGCGACCCCCGCGGCCACGGCGCCCGCGGCCCCCGCCUCUUCGGCCCCCACCGGCAACGAAGACGCGGAGAAGAAAGUUCUCGCCACCAAAGUCCUUGGCACUGUCAAAUGGUUCAACGUCAGAAAUGGAUAUGGGUUUAUAAAUCGAAAUGACACCAAAGAAGAUGUAUUUGUGCAUCAGACUGCCAUCAAGAAGAAUAACCCACGGAAAUACCUGCGCAGUGUAGGAGAUGGAGAAACUGUGGAGUUCGAUGUGGUCGAAGGAGAGAAGGGUGCCGAAGCAGCCAACGUGACUGGCCCAGAUGGAGUUCCUGUAGAAGGGAGCCGUUAUGCUGCUGAUCGGCGCCGUUACAGACGCGGUUACUAUGGCAGACGCCGUGGACCUCCCCGCAAUUACGCUGGGGAGGAGGAGGAGGAAGGGAGCGGCAGCAGUGAAGGAUUUGACCCCCCUGCCACUGACGGGCAGUUCUCUGGGGCCAGGAGUCAGCUGCGCCGCCCCCAAUAUCGCCCUCAGUACCGGCGGCGGUUCCCGCCUUACCACGUGGGACAGACCUUUGACCGUCGCUCACGGGUCUAUCCCCAUCCCAACAGAAUGCAGGCUGGUGAGAUUGGAGAGAUCAAGGAUGGAGUCCCAGAGGGAGCUCAACUUCAGGGACCGGUCCAUCGAAAUCCAACUUACCGUCCGAGGUACCGUAGGGGGCCUCCUCGCCCACGACCUGCCCCAGCUGUGGGAGAAGCUGAAGAUAAAGAGAAUCAGCAAGCGGCCAAUGGUCCAAACCAGCCCUCCGUUCGCCGCGGAUACCGGCGCCCGUACAACUACCGGCGCCGCCCCCGUCCUCCUAACGCUCCUUCACAAGAUGGCAAAGAGAACAAGGCAGGUGACGUGCCAUCCGAGAACCCUGCUCCGGCCACCGAGCAGAGCAGUGCUGAGUAA